ACCACCAGAAGAAGAAACGUCCGAAAACGUUAGUCCGACAAUAGGCAGACAGGACGAGUUUCUUGCCUUGCAGAUCUCUCCCCCACUCUCUCUUUCUAGCCAGCACUGAUCGUUGUAGACGACCAGAGUUGGUAAUCAUGUCUGACGUCUCCGCAGCGACUGAAGCCGGCACGCCAGGCCUCUUUGAGGUUCUGAGCGAUGCGGAAGGAGCUCGCAGUUCGUCCGGCAACACUUCUCGACAGGAGGACACGGCCAAGUCCGCUUCUCCGACGAAAUCAGAAACCAGCUCGUCGGGAUCCGCAACGAAGAGUGGUACCAGCAGCCGAGGCGAUCCACCAGCAUAUGAUGAUGAUCACCAUGCUGCGUAUAUAGCUCAGCAGAAAGCAGCAGUGCAUCGCACCACAUUCGAGCUGGACGGUCGACCGCUACCUGAUCUUGAGCACCAUUACUAUGAUGAGUUUCAUGAUCCAGAGCCGGAGGAUGAACCAUCGCAUGAUUUCAAGGACUUCUGGCGAUCACAUGAAAAUUUCAAGGCCUACCUCACCAAGAACCAUCACUUUCACGAGUUCAUCGCCUUCCUGAUUGUUCUCGACAUCCUGAUCGUUCUGGGAGAGCUUAUCCUAGACUUGGAAAUCCUUCGUGCGGAUGAGUGCGCUCACGAUCAUGACUGCCCGCUGGUUGAAGCCACCGUGAAUGGAUCGAUGUGGGACUGCUCCUUCAACUCGAACUACACCACAUGCCUGUACAAGGGUGGCCGACACACCUGCGUAGACGAAUACACCAAAGCGGACAAGGACCCGUCAGAGAUUCUACACAAGCUCAGCAUCGCCGUCCUGUCCUGUUUUGUGCUGGAGUCCAUUGUUCGCCUGGUUGUGCUGCAAAGAGAAUUCUUCAAGAGAAAGUUGGAGGUGUUUGACAGCAUUGUAGUGACGACAGCUCUCUUCCUGGACAUCUUUGUGCAUCACGGUGCUGCUGUGGCUCUGCUGCUAUUUGUGAGACUGUGGAGAGUCACUCGCAUCAUCAACGGAAUUGCGAUUGCAAUGGAGUCGAGGGAAGAGGCAAAACGUCACGAGCUGCGCAAGCAGAACCGCUGUGCCCGACACGAGCUGGUGCGGAAGAGAGAAACUGUGCACUUACUGCGGAUUGAGUUGAUGGAGUGGAAGAAAGCGGCGGCCGUGUUUCACGAAGCUGAGCAUUUCACUGUGGCAGCGCCAAUGCCGACGGGAUAACCACUGCUUGCUAGCUGUACCAGGGCCAUUGGUCUUGUCCGCACGCGAUGACAGUUUGCUGUAGGCGCUUGUUCCGUGCUCGCAUGAGGCCUCGCACUGCAUAGGUCUCUGCAUAGCUCUGUGCUAUAUGCUGCUGCUGCACUUGUAGAAAGCACUAGCGUUGUGACGUAACUGUUGCUUAGGCUGUCUGCUACGUAUGAAUCUAACCGCUGUAUUGCAAUUGUGACGCAUGCCAUACACACGUUUGUUCCGCCGUGUCGAGGAGCAGAAAAACACUGUGCGAGUACAUGCAUAGGCUGUUUCUGAAAGGUCAGGCUUGUGAUGAUGCCAGGCCGGCAAUGCAUGGUACAGUCUCUCUCCUUCACCCACUUAGGCUCUUCACUCUCCGCAAUCUGGUACACCAUUGCACUAGCGUAGUCACAGCUGGAUCGGCCUAUAUUUUAAAAUCGUUUAGUUGAGUUUAGGCAGGCCGUUACUGCAGAGAUGCCCGUAGAUUCAAGUCCACGGAGAUAUUUACUGGUUCAUUCCAGUUAGGUCCACUGUUCGUUGUUCAGACCCGGAGCAGCUACACUUUUACUAGUACUUGGCAGUUUUCCCAGCAAUCACAUUCUGUGGUAACUAUCUUGUUAGAUUUUAUUGAUGAUGUCAUCUCUAGCCUACACUAAUAUAAAGAUAAAGUAUUUUACUUUUUGACCCUCCGCUUUUAUCCAGGAUCCCAGUACUGCAGUAGUGUGUGGUGAGUUUUCGCUCUAUACAAGUUUCAGCUUUUAUUUGACUCGUAUCCUUUCACUGCAAGCUAUGUCAUUUGGCUGUUCGCGGCUAAUUCCUUUCUGUUCUUGGA
Sycon ciliatum is the source of this 2070-nucleotide messenger RNA. RefSeq lists its product as uncharacterized. The transcript has 11 exons. The coding region runs from base 138 to 1229 and encodes 363 amino acids. The record is from RefSeq and is a predicted model, not a curated record. Gene Ontology annotation, biological process: proton transmembrane transport. Gene Ontology annotation, cellular component: plasma membrane. Gene Ontology annotation, molecular function: voltage-gated proton channel activity. NCBI's taxonomy places the organism in Eukaryota, Metazoa, Porifera, Calcarea, Leucosolenida, Sycettidae.